AUGGUCUUUUCAUCAAAUGGUCAAGUUGAACCUGAUUGCCCUUUAAAGUCGAUCUGUUUAGGUCACAGCACUAACAGAGUAUCUCAAAGUCAAGGAGACUCUGUAUCCAGUAUUCUUCAAGAUGCGUAUGAACAGUUUUGUGGUUGUCGGUACAUUGAAGACAAUAUAGUUAUUAGAACAGGCUCUGGUCUUGUUGAUAUAAGCCAGCCUCUAGUGGAAGCUAAUUUCUCUUUCCUUUAUUAUGUAAUAGAGAUCAGUGGCUAUCUUGAACUGAACAAUAUACCAUCCAUUGAAAGGCUCUCCCUGCCUAGGCUGAGACUCAUACGUGGGAGGAAUUUACGUUCUGGACGUUAUAGCUUACUGGUGUCUGGAAGGAUUGAAACUCUUUACAUGCCCAGAUUAACUGAGAUCAGUCGAGGCGAUGUGUUGUUAGGUAGCUCUAGUCUUAAUUCUUACUUGUGUAAUACAAGAUCAAUUAAUUGGACUGAUAUUGCCCCUUUUCCUGUCAGUGGUCAUCAAUUCAGUGGGACAGAUGGUUGCAGUGACAUAGAUAUAAUUGACUGUAAUGCAUUAGGAUGCAGCUCAGGGUUUUGCUGGUGUAAUGACACUGAUUGCUGCCAAACAUUAUCAUUUAACUGCAAUUGCAACAAUAGUCGUUGUUUCAGAGAUGGUCAAAACAUACACUUGUUUUGUAUGUGA
This is a messenger RNA of Amphimedon queenslandica, 699 nucleotides long. Its product is annotated as melanoma receptor tyrosine-protein kinase-like. Lineage: Eukaryota; Metazoa; Porifera; Demospongiae; Haplosclerida; Niphatidae. The transcript has 5 exons. The record is from RefSeq and is a predicted model, not a curated record. The coding region runs from base 1 to 699 and encodes 232 amino acids.